AUGGGACUCAGUUAUGGUGUCGUAGUUGCUAUUGUAGGACUGUACCAGUCAUGUUUCGUCAGCUCUCUGUCAGUGUCUGUAACUUCUAGCGUCAAUGUAGUUCUGUAUGGACUGGAAGGGAAUGGAGGCCUCGAUGAAUGUCAACUUGCUGUUGAUACAGAACAUCUUGAACGCAUGCUGCAGACUGUACUGCCAUCUAGAAGGCCCUAUUUUAUAGACACUGGAACUCCUUCAGCAGUUGAAUAUCAAAUUAGCUAUAAAGUCAUAGCAGCUAAGAAACCAGAUGUUGAUAUUAUCACAUCUGCAUUGUCUAGUGCUUUAGUACCAGUUUCUGUGCAACCGUUGGGCUUUAUCACUCAUGUGAUCGAUGUAUCCACAAUAACUCACAUUUUCAGUCGUCAGGCUGUACAGUAUGCAGACGGCGUCAGAGACAGAUUGACUGUAUUAGUCAUUAAUCCAGACAAACGCUUGAUGCGAGGCUUGCCAACCGAUCGAGUAAACCAGCCGUUUAGCAAUAUAGCAAAUGUGUGUAAUGCCGGAUUCAAUUACACCUACCGAUCUGGAAAUGAUUUUGGUUUGUCGUGUAGUUGGGUAGGUUCUGGCAGCUAUGUUGUUAUAGAUCUGAGGGCUGGACCGUGCAACUAUGGACCAAUCACCGGGAAAGGCGUGGUCUCUGCAGGCACACUUCCAAGUCUGACAGGGUUGUUGAGCAAGCCUCGGUUUGCUGAAAUGUGCAAAACAGAUCGCGGUUGUACCGAAAAGUUGCAACUGCAGAUUAUCAAGCCACUCAUGUUGGGCUUAUUGUGCAGUAGUAUUACUUCAGCCAUCGAACAUGUUCUCAUCCCCGACAUCUUGUUUGAAGAGCCUACAUUCGCAAAACGAGUACUAGUUCCUAUCUUGAUCUUACGAGAAAGGCAAAGUAGUAGAUAUUCAAGUUUAGAUAAAUUUGGGAUUGACUUGUCCAUCAUAAAGAGGGAAAUGAGGAAGCUGCUGCCGGGAGGACAAGAAAUGGUCACAACGUUUGGCAUACACAACCUUCACGAUCAUCCUCUCAUAUCUGUAGCAUUACGGAAGGCACUGAAAGACAUUGUGGCAUCAAGUGUAUGCUUUCAAAAAAACUGUUCGUGGGGCCGGAGAUAUUUGUCUAGUCAUGAUUUACUCACAGAACUACAGCAUUCACAUGAUGUGUUAGCUGAAGGAUUGAUGACCGAACGGAGAGACUUUCUUAUGCCACAAUAUCCAGAGGACAUAACACAAACAUUUGAUUCUUUCCUCGGUGAGUCUGUGGCAUCAUCAGUUCGUGAUAAGUUGGAAAUGCAUUGGAAGAAGAUGGCAACACAGGGUGCAAGGAUUGUUCCAGUUUAUGUGUUUGAUAUGUCAUCGUUAGGAAGCGGCAUACUCUUUGAUCAGCAAAGUAGUGUUAGCUGGAGCUCCACCUCUGUUCUCGUCUUGCAUUCUCCGGAUCGAGAGUCGAGUACGAAUUUGCCAUAUUUCACCACUUGUGGUGUCAUGGCCGACAGUAAUGGAGUCACACAACACAUUGUAGCCGGUUUGGCAGGCGCAUUGGGUUCUAUUGUUCCUCCUCACCUACGCUUUUCUCACAUUCACAAUGAGACAGAGGUCGACUAUCUGUGGGCUACAGGGGUUCAUCCAUUUUCACCGUUCACUGGGAGUCAUGAAUUGUCUCGUCACUUUAGUUUGAUCGCACUGCGGAAUGCCAUUGUAAGUCAGAUACAGAGUGUCUUUAUCACUCUGAUGGAUAUAGAAAAGGCUAUUUACGAUUUCUCACAAGAGCAUUUGCAUCCAAUCCACGACGACGAAGGAGAUCACCACUUAGACACAAGCAACGAAAUACAAAUUAGAGUCGCAACACUAACUGACAAGAUGUUACAACUACGAAAGAAAGUUCAGUCUUUUCUAGAUGCUGUCAAACUCAGCAGAUUGUCGAAAGCAUUAGAUGACAUUCCUUUGCUGGUGAGGGAAUCGAGUCAUCUGCAAGUGCAAUGUCAUCAUGAGUUGAGUGAGGCAAGAACACGGAUGGCUUGCUGUCAUAAGGUAUAUUAUGCGUCACGUGUAAGUUGGACAGAAAUGAUGGGCAUACCACUUGCAUUGGCUGCCGUUGUUCUGCUUAUGAUUUGGUUUGUUUCGGCAUGCAUUAGUUGAUAUAUACUUCUACAGUAAGAUUCGGUGCUUUUUACUCAGACCACAUUCUUGUCAAUAAUACAGGACUUGAAUUUCUAUUUUUGAGUUGGAAUUUAUCUAUUGGAAUAGAUGAAUGAGUGCAAUCAGUGAACAUGAUGGCUUGAGUAUG
Molecule: messenger RNA, 2311 nt
Organism: Corticium candelabrum
Lineage: Eukaryota; Metazoa; Porifera; Homoscleromorpha; Homosclerophorida; Plakinidae
Exons: 23
Coding region: 1-2163 (720 amino acids)
Source: RefSeq, a predicted model, not a curated record